Messenger RNA from Rangifer tarandus platyrhynchus (Svalbard reindeer), 474 nucleotides. NCBI's taxonomy places the organism in Eukaryota, Metazoa, Chordata, Mammalia, Artiodactyla, Cervidae. The record is from the annotation of a GenBank genome assembly.
AUGACUCCCGACCCCCACGCCCAUUCGUGGCCCCGUCCCGGGGGCAGGACAGCGCGUCUCACCUCGGCUCUCUCGCGGCGCUGGGGACGCGCUGGCAGCCCCGGCCGCCUCCAGGUCAGGGCAGUGGCAUGCGGAUCGGAACUUGGCGCGCGAGCCCCGGGGGCCGGCUGGUCCCCGCCUUCCCGGACUGCCCCGCCUCUGGGGCGGGGCCUCUGGGGCGGGGCCUCGGGCCCCGCCCGCAGGGGGCAGAAGGGUUUCUGGGAAGGGCCUGCGAAUGGGCUGAGCCCUCAGAAAGGGGCGCCUAGGAGACCCGUUUCGCGGCACCGCCCGCCGCAGAUCCGGACGCCGCGCCGCACGCCUUCACCUAGCCCUCUUGACUGGGCCUGGCCCGCCCGCGAGCCCCGCUCCGCAUAUCUCGACCGGCUGUCCCCGCUGGCUCAGGUCUUGCCCCAUGCCUCGCAAGUUCAGGACUGA